AUAUCUUUUUUCGAAAUUUUUGCGAAAUAAUCUUAAUGCCACAUAAAUGAUUGCAAGAUUACACGAAAUUUUGAGCAAUAUAUAUAUAUCCGUUUUUACGUGUCACCGAGUAUAUCGAUUUUUAAGAAUUUUGAUUGGUUCAUUCAUCUGAAUCAUCAGCUGUUUGACGCUUAAUAAAGCGGAGACGAGAAUCAAGUUUAUCAGUUGCUAUCAGCUGCUGUAAACUGCCGGUUGUUUUUAGAGUCAUUCAACACAUAGGAAUUAUUCAUAUUAAUCAUUGCAUACAUUUGAUAACCUACGAACCGGUUGUUCUUCAACAUCGAUCAACGUAUCUGAUAUCAUCACGAUAAAGAAAUAAUUUAUGCCCCUAAUUAAUCACACAUUUCAAAGUGAAAUAUUAUAAGUGAAUCAAAUGCAGUGAAGUGAUUGUUGAUAAUUUUUUUAUCAUUUUUAUUAUACUGAAUAUUCACAUUUUUGUGAAGAAAAAAACACCUAACUUUUGUACAUACAAUAUGAUCAUUUUGAAUUUAUCUGUUGACGUAAUCAAAACAAAGCUUGUAUUUGAAUGCAAUCUUUUGAGGAUUGAAUGAGGAUUGUUUAUUCUGGGACAUUUUAAUUGGAAGUACAAAAAUAAAGUAUAUAAGUUUAUUACUGAAUGUUUGAAGAUUGAUAGGAGCAAAGUUUAGCUUGGGAAGAAUGUAUGAGGAUAAGCAAGCGAUAAUGAAGCUGUCCAUCUCGCUGAACAUUUCAAGAAAAGAAUUGGAAGACCUGAUUGAGAAGGCGAAGGAUUGGGCCCUCAUGAAUGGGAUGUGUUUGAGAUCGAAGGUCAAUUUUAACAGAGACGUCUUGCAGUUUGCACCAUUCAUGCUGUUGCCAUCUCCAUUUCCAAGGGAAGAGUUCCAAAAUGCUUGUGACAUUCAGAUCACUUUAAACAUGCUCAUACACAGAGUAGCUCACGAUUAUGACUUUUUGAAGGAGACUUUGGAAGAGACUGUUAAGGUUGAUGAUUUCACUAGAAACUUAUUUGACAUUUAUGAGAUUGUUCGCGAAGAAGGGGCUGCUCAGAAGGUAUCCCUUGGUAUCUUGCGCUCAGAUCUGAUGCUGGAUACAAGUUGUCCGAAGAAAGACACCAAGAAGAAACUUAAGCCGCAUUGUUGUUGGAAACAGGUUGAGAUAAAUACAAUUGCCUCAGGAUUCGGCUGGCUGGGUCCUGUAUCCACUCAGUUGCAUAAGUUUGUCUUGCAAGAACUUGGGUAUACGACAGAAUUGGACAAUCUUCCUGAAAAUAAUGCGCUGCAAACACUAUGCUCAGGCAUGAUAGAAGCAUGGAGUUUGUACGGCAAUCCUCAGGCUGUCAUUUUAUUUGUUAUCGAGGACAUUACGUACAAUAUCUGCGAUCAGCGUUUCCACGAAUUCGAGAUACGAAAGCAGAAUCCAAAUGUAAAGGUGAUUCGCAGAAAUCUGACGCAAUUAGCGGAAACUGCGAGACUGGGCCCAGACAAGGAAUUGAUAGUGAACGAUUACGUUGUGUCUGUAGUCUACUACAGAUGCGGCUACGAGCCUGGACAAUAUCACACGAAAAAAGAGUGGGACGCGAGAUUGCUGAUUGAGAGGUCAUUGGCGAUCAAAUGUCCAAGCAUUCAGUAUCAUUUGGCUGGUACAAAGAAGGUUCAACAGACUCUUGCAAAGCCCGGGAUGGUCGCGCGUUUCUUAAAGGACGAGAAAACGGCGAUGAAAGUUAAAGAAAUAUUUACUGGUCUAUAUCCACUGGAUUUUGACGAACAUGGGAAUGUUGCUGUGGAAAUGGGAAUUUCGGACCCUCAGCGUUUCGUGUUAAAGCCGCAGAGAGAAGGGGGCUGCAACAAUUUGUAUGGAAUGGAUAUCAAGAACUUCUUAGAAUCAGUCAAAUCCGAGCAAACUCGAGUAGCUUGGAUUCUCAUGGAUCGGAUUUAUCCGCCAGUGCAUGAAAACUACGCCGUGAAACCUGGAAUUAACGAGAACGUGGACACGAAACAGUUCGUCUCGGAGUUAGGCAUAUUCGGCGUUAUCAUCGGAGAUGAUAGAAAUAUUAUUGUCAAUAAACAGGGUGGUCAUAUGUUGAGAACGAAAUUGGCUAUCGAUAACGAAGGCGGGGUGGCGACUGGAUUAGGUGCUUGUGACAGUCCGUUUUUGAUCGAUUAAAAUGUAGGAUAACAUGCAAAGAGCGCAAAUUGUGUUAUAUAUAAUUAAUUGUAUAAUAUAACAUAUAAUUAUGCAGCUACGUUGCGAUAUCAUUCCUUCUUGUUGCUUCUCAAAGCGCAAUAUUGUUUGCCAUAGAAGAGGCCUUGACAUUUAUACAAAUUUAUAUUUUGUAUACAUACAUUUUUAUGAUUAUUGAA
Messenger RNA from Nylanderia fulva, 2378 nucleotides. The record is from RefSeq and is a predicted model, not a curated record. Lineage: Eukaryota; Metazoa; Arthropoda; Insecta; Hymenoptera; Formicidae.